Molecule: messenger RNA, 1793 nt
Organism: Daldinia caldariorum
Lineage: Eukaryota; Fungi; Ascomycota; Sordariomycetes; Xylariales; Hypoxylaceae
Product: P-loop containing nucleoside triphosphate hydrolase protein
Exons: 6
Coding region: 1-1227 (408 amino acids)
Biological process (GO): meiotic DNA recombinase assembly; reciprocal meiotic recombination; DNA repair
Cellular component (GO): Rad51C-XRCC3 complex; replication fork; Rad51B-Rad51C-Rad51D-XRCC2 complex
Molecular function (GO): crossover junction DNA endonuclease activity; ATP hydrolysis activity; four-way junction DNA binding
Source: RefSeq, a predicted model, not a curated record
AUGGACUAUCCGUCAAUCCACGGCCAAGAUAUAUCUAGUUUCGAUCUAACUUCAACUCAUAGGUUGCCAACGGUUUCUGCGGCCCAGGCGCUUGAGGAUCUGGGGACUGACCCCCAGCGAUUCUUACCGACAAAUAUUGAGGCUCUUGAUCAGACCCUCAAUGAUGUCAUUCCUGAGAGUAAUAACGCUUCGCCUCAUCCUGGCGGCUUACAAAAAGGCCAAGUCAUAGAAAUAUGGGGUCCCCCAGGAUCUGGCAAAACUUCCUUUGGAACCCAGCUCGCUGCGAAUGUCUUACGGCAGGGUGAGAAGGUUGUUUGGGUAGAUGGAUUCCAUCCGAUAUUUUCCCGUCGGCUUCAUGAUAUGAUCACUUCAGUCUCGACAGACUCAACAGUGGAUCAAUCGGAUAAUUUUAUCCAUUUUCAGACGCCGACCCUAUCGCAUCUUAUCGGCCUCCUUUGUAAGCCCACAGCGAAUGCUAUCCCUAGCGGUACAUCCCUCGUUGUAAUCGAUACCCUGUCAAGCCUAGUGAACCAUGCCUUUCCGAAAAAUUCCGAGAUUCGACAGGCUCAGAAAGGACCAGGACCUCCGGCUAGGAGGUUGCAGGUUCUUCAAUUCUUGAUUUCGACCCUCCAGAAACUCGCCGCGACGAGGGACAUCUGCAUCAUAGUCCUGUCCCAAUGCGCUACAAGAAUGCAGUUUGAGCAAGGUGCUACUCUCAUCCCCGCUAUUAAUGCUGGCACUUGGGAACAAGGAAUUGCUACUCGGCUAGUUCUAUUUAGGGAUUGGAUAAUAGAGAAUGGCACGGUGCGCGAUGUUAACUUUGUUGGUAUUCAGAAAUUAAACGGCAAGACGGCCCCAGGCGGUCUCAGUCAAGUUUUCCCCUUUCACGUCGAGAAUGGCGGGCUUAUUGGCGUUGGCCUGGAUGGUAACCAAGCGUCCUUACCUCUGUCUCCAACUUCGCGACACAAGCGAAAAUUAGGUCAAACCGAUUUCGAAAUUGCGGACAGCGAAGGUGAAGAUUAUGGUUGGGAGGACGAAGACGAAUUAGAAAUGCCAAGAAUGCCCCCUCAAUGGCAGGGGAGCGAGGACAUUCUUCUUGGACAGGUAGCAGAAGACGAUGAUGGCCAGACAGAUAACGGAUCAGAACACCACGCCGGACAUUUAGAAGAGACUAUGCUGCGUUUGGACUCGGAUCUUUCCGGGGAUGAGGGGAGCGGCUCCAGCUGAUAUCCAUAUUUGUGGACCCUUGAUAGUCUGGGUCUUUUAUGAAUGCGAAGCAUAAGUGUGAGCCAGGAAUAUUCACGAUAAAUCCCUCUUAAAAAACCCAUAAGUACAAUACACCAGGUAGCUUUUGCAUACCCCUUUACGGCUCCACUGCGGCUCAACACCAACGAAAGGACUCACCAUGAAACGUCGGCCAAAUGUCGGCUCCUUAUGCUCUAGCCUCAACGUUGUCGGCCACCGCCACUCCACACCUCGGUCUUUCACGGCCCAAUUCCAUCCUAUGGGCCAGUCCCAUUGACCUCGGAGCUGCCGGACUACCCUGAUCAGAAAGAAGAAGAAAGAUUGUACAAACUGAUGCCAUGACAAAUUUUUCAACAUACUAACGUUACCUUCUCGCAGUGGGACGUAGAACUGACAGGAUGGUACAAUACAUAGGUACAUACCUCUUACAAAUUACAAGUUGCAUGGUAAGAACUUAACUUCUAGGUAGUGCUACUGCAGAAUUUUUUUAAUUUUUUUUGUUGAUAAAAACACGCCUGUCAGUGGUAAUAUUAAUAUCCUUCAACACC